Messenger RNA from Durusdinium trenchii, 669 nucleotides. Lineage: Eukaryota; Dinophyceae; Suessiales; Symbiodiniaceae. The record is from the annotation of a GenBank genome assembly.
AUGGGCCCAGUUCACUCCGCGUACAACUAUGUCUUCCCGCCCGAUCCAGUGGAGAUUUAUAACCCGGGGCUCGAAGAUCGCAUCAGCCACGCCAACGAUGCUGUGGAAAGCGCUUUCCAAGACAUGUCCCAGACCUUUGCUCAAAUGAAGUCUGUCAUGCAGAAAACCCAGACGGACUGGGAAAAGUACUCGACGCCCUUGUCAAACUCGUGCCAAGACAUUCGCAAGGAGCUGGUCCGAUUAGCCCAUGGCAGUCCACAAUGUCUUGAUGCGCAGGAGCGCAUUCUGCCUUUGCUCUUUAAGAAGCGUGCAAAGACCGGUGAGGAAAUCAAGGGCUGUGCUCGCGGUGACCUGCCGUUCGCAAUGGUGCCUUCGACCUGCCAAUGUAUUGCAGGGAACGAGGCCAAGGGUUGCGACGCUGAGGUGGACUCUGAUCAUGUGCUCCAGUGUACCCACUUGCGGCGAAGGAUUCUUCCUGCUUUGCAGCUCCAGCAGCUCUACGAGGGAGAUGGUGAUUGCAGUGUCUCCGAAGAUGCCUCUUUCAACAAGGCACUGCUCCAAGAUGGUCAGCCCGGAGAUUUUCAGGUGGUACAUGCAUCAAUGCCAGUGAUAGCCUGCUUUCAUCAGGAGCCUUCGUGCUGCUCCCAGCGAAGGGGAGCCUUUCUGUGA